AUGGCUGACAUCUCUGUGGAUGGUGUUCCAGUAGUCAACGUCUCUGUGGUUGGUGUUCCAGUAGUCAGCGUCUCCGUGGUUGACAUGUCAGUGUGCAAGAAGCUUUCGGUUGUCGCAAUUGUACUUGACUCCACGGAAGAUGACUCUCCAGCUGAUGUAGAGCUCGAUAUGAUAUCCGGCGUAGACUCUGAGACAGUUUCCGACGAUUCAGACUGUGACAAUGCUGUUGAUAAGGAGAUGGCUGCUAGUGAGGUAGUAGUUGACUCAGUUGAAAGUGAUGUUGACUCUGUUGUAGACUGCACUGUAGUGUCGGUUACAUCUGACGUAGUUUGUUGA
Fusarium graminearum PH-1 is the source of this 336-nucleotide messenger RNA. RefSeq lists its product as uncharacterized. The record is from RefSeq and is a predicted model, not a curated record. Bases 1 to 336 code for a protein of 111 amino acids. Lineage: Eukaryota; Fungi; Ascomycota; Sordariomycetes; Hypocreales; Nectriaceae. The transcript has 2 exons.